UUAUACUUUCUUCCGCACUUCAAAAGCAAACAAAAUGGAGCGCAUACCCAGAUGGGAGGAAGAAGAUGAUGUUUUGAGGAGAUAUCUUGCACUGGAUAAUAUGGGCUGGGACUGGGAGGCCGCAUAUUAUAUAAAUCGGAAAAGUGAUUAUCUUCUUGAGGGAGAAAGAGCUGCAAUUACAGUUGAAUUAUGCGAAAUGAAGAAAGUGCAUCUUCAAGAUUUACCAAAUCUAAGAAGCUUUUCCUCAGGAUACACUCUUAAAUGGUCAUCAUUAUUAGAGAAUGUGGUUUUGAAGGACUGUCCCAAAGUCAAGAAGCUUGGUUUGGGAAUGAUAAAAGAAUCAGAGUUAAAAUCGAUUCUAAUAACAGAAAAUGAAGAGCAAAUUGACCCUCACACUAAGCUUCCAUAUCUUUUUGCAUUAAUGAUUCCAGAGCUCUUCAAGAAUCAUCUACAACAAAUUACUUAUUCCCAAGUUCAGAAGCUGAAGGAAGAAAACUUAAAAUCUCAUUAUUAAGAAAAUGAUAUUGAGUGAAUGUUGUUCUUCAUAAAGUAAUAAAAGACUGAUAAUGACUCAAGUGACGUCAAAAUUACAAAAAGAGAUUCAAUAUGACUAC
Messenger RNA from Vigna radiata var. radiata (mung bean), 614 nucleotides. RefSeq lists its product as uncharacterized. The transcript has 6 exons. NCBI's taxonomy places the organism in Eukaryota, Viridiplantae, Streptophyta, Magnoliopsida, Fabales, Fabaceae. The record is from RefSeq and is a predicted model, not a curated record. Bases 35 to 514 code for a protein of 159 amino acids.